This is a messenger RNA of Lactuca saligna, 453 nucleotides long. The record is from the annotation of a GenBank genome assembly. NCBI's taxonomy places the organism in Eukaryota, Viridiplantae, Streptophyta, Magnoliopsida, Asterales, Asteraceae.
AUGGCAGACAGACAGUUCAUAGAAAACACAUGCAAGGGCACACCCUCUAACAAUUUAUGCCUUUCUAUUUUAUUGGCAAACCCCAAGAGCCAAAAUGCAGAUUUAACAGGCUUAGCACUCAUAGUUGUUGAUGCGGUAAAAAACAAAGGUGUGAAAACCCUGCAACAGAUCGAUUCUCUCAAAAAGUCUAUGCCGGAGUUAACACCGGCGUUGAUGCAGUGUGGAGAUGUGUAUAAAAUUGUAGUAGGUGUGAAUGUGCCGUUAACGAUUAAUGCAUUGAAUCUUGGUAACCCUAAAUUUGGUGAGGAUGGAAUGGCCGAUACCACUACCGAAUCACAGGCAUGUGAGAGGAGUUUUCAGCAGCAUGGUCAAACAUCACCGUUGACAAAUAUGAACAAGGAUAUGGAAGAUACGGCUAAUGUAGCAAGGGCCAUUAUUAGAAUGCUUUUAUAA